GCUGUCGCGUAGAAGAGAGCAAUUAACUGAAAAGCUUUUAAAAAGGAGUUGUGGCUUGGACGCAAUGAUCGAUCAGGCAGCCUGCUACGCACUGUUGCUUACUGCCUUGUUGUAAAGCAUAGCAGUUGAGGAAGGGUAUGCAGUUGAAUAAUCACACCAUGCAAUGGAAGACGUAAUCCAUCCAUCUCCAUCGAUGGGUCGCUCCAGCCGACCAAUCAACGUGAAGGAGUGACUAGGUUAGGCACCGCGUGACACACGAGGCCGUGACAUCCGGCGACGCUAAUCCUCAACUGCCGUGGUUCUAUAUAUUCUGUGGCCACAUGUUGACAUGUGAUGGUACUGUUUUUGUUUUCACCGUCGAUUCUUCUGUGUAAGUAAGGCAUGAUGAACACAUAGGUUAGGAAUGGAGUGGACACGCGCGGAUGGCCUUUUGUGGAUUUGGAAUAUAUAAAUGUAUGAAUGGAUGAAUGAUCAUGCAUGACGAUCGACUUUCUGCCUAACCAACUUUGCGGAGGAAAUACUUACUUACUGAAAGAAAGAGAAAUAUUAAAGCUACGCACUGUACGUACUGGACGCGUCCUGCGUACUCUACAAUGAGUGCCGAAAGAGAAAGGCGCCGGAGUCAGGCAGUCAGCCAGGCAGUACGUACCCGCUACCUGUACGUAAGCAGUUGGAUAUCACUAGCGGCUAUAAUGAACCAAGAACAACCCUUUGAUCGUGUAGAAUUGGCAGGAUAAGUAAUAAAAUAUAGCAGGAAAAAUGGACAAAAAAUAAUCAAAUACUAGAAGCACCUCCAUCAUCACUAUAGUGGGAGCAGCGAUGCAGGUGCAAGUGAGCAACCCCCUCCUUUCAAGUUUCAACCACUCUCUCUCUCCCCCAUAUGUCACCCACAUAUUUAUAUACACGCAGAGGCACGGAUGUCAGACGACAUACACGCAUGAGCUAGCCAGUGUCUGAUACAGGCCGCCAUAUACAGGUGCAGCUUCACGCCAGCCAGCCAGCCACCGGAGCUUGCGCUCAGACCGAUUGCCGACCGGAGCCAUGGAGGAGGACUACGUGUUCAAGGUGGUGGUGAUCGGCGACUCGGGGGUGGGGAAGACGCAGCUGCUGGGGCGCUUCACGCGGGGCGACUUCUGCCUCGACUCCAAGUCCACCAUCGGCAUCGAGUUCCAGACGCGCACCGUCGACAUCGCCGGCCGCCGCGUCAAGGCCCAGAUAUGGGACACCGCCGGCCAGGAGCGCUACCGGGCCGUCACCAGCGCCUACUACCGGGGCGCGCUGGGCGCCAUGCUCGUCUACGACGUCACGCGCCGGGACAGCUUCAGCCACGCCGCCAGGUGGGUCGCCGAGCUCCGCGCCCACGCCGACAAGUCCAUCGUCGUCGCGCUCGUCGGCAACAAGGCCGACCUCACCGCCGCCGCGCCGGGGCGCCGCGAGGUGGGGGCCGAAGAGGCCGAGGCCUUCGCCGAGGAGCAGGGGCUCUUCUUCUACGAGGCGUCCGCGCUGAGCGGCGACAACGUCGAGGCCGCCUUCCUCGGCCUGCUCGAGGAGAUCCACGCCGCCGUGUCCAGGAAGCCGCUGGAGGCGGCGAGAGGCAACGGUGAUGGCGACGACGACGUCCUGGUGCUCAAGGGCAUUUCUCUGUCUCAAGAGCUCUCCAUGAUGGAGACCAGCGCCAUGAAAACACCAAGCAGGUGCUCUUCAUGCUCCUCGUGAUACGAUACGAUACCAGAUGAUAUGAUGUAUUUGUUUUGAUUAGAGAACAAGAGAAUAGGCACAGAGAGGUAAAUGAACAGUCGUUUACUUUAUUGAUAAUGUGAUCACAUAUAUAUACAGUUUGAGGGGAUGCCACUA
Molecule: messenger RNA, 1854 nt
Organism: Aegilops tauschii subsp. strangulata
Lineage: Eukaryota; Viridiplantae; Streptophyta; Magnoliopsida; Poales; Poaceae
Source: RefSeq, a predicted model, not a curated record